Fusarium proliferatum ET1 is the source of this 936-nucleotide messenger RNA. RefSeq lists its product as uncharacterized. Lineage: Eukaryota; Fungi; Ascomycota; Sordariomycetes; Hypocreales; Nectriaceae. The record is from RefSeq and is a predicted model, not a curated record. Bases 1 to 936 code for a protein of 311 amino acids. The transcript has 3 exons.
AUGUCAGACCCCAUACCGGCCACCAGCCUCAACCCAAAUGCCUGGUAUCACAUUACAGAACAGGCUGUGGAUCCGAACUACAGGAAUGACUUUAAAGCGAUGCUUCAAACAAACCAGGACAAAAAGGCUAACGAUACCAACCUCCACGUGUGGCCGGUGAAGACAGAUAAUCAAGCCGUGAAGGCAUACUGGCAAUUUCAACCAGUGGACUCAACUCUCGGCAGAUACAUACUCAGAUAUUCACAGACCGGCGCAGAUAAGCAACUUGCUGUUUGCCUUUCGAGCGACGCUACUGACGAAGAUACGAAAACUCGACCCUGCCUCCUCGAUGCAAGCAACGAUGAAACACAACAGUGGGAUGUUGCUGAGUGGAAGUCAAACAAUACUUACAGGUUCAUCAAUGUCCAUAAUGGAACCAAAUUCCAUCUCGACUGUAUUCCUAAUGGGCCAGUGUUUAUGAGUUCAGAUAUUGACGAUACUCCGUAUCAGAGUCGACAGCACUGGCUUAUGACAAGUGCGUCAAGCGUGAAUGACAAGGCGUUCAGCACCACUGCUUCAAAAGUGCCAUCUUCAACCUCAUCUGAAGACAACCUAACUUCAACCGCUGGUUCAGAAUUAUCAUCCUCGGGCGGAAACAACUUUGCAUCGGGAAAGAUAACUGGUAUAAGCGUCGGAGUAGUGCUCGGUGUCAUUGCCUUGGCUAUCUCAAUGGCUGCCUUCUUUUUAUGGAGGGCCAGAAACAGGAGGAACGGAAAAGGCUCGUCCCCAGGUAACAUGACGGAAAGCGACAAAAGACCAGGUCAAGACAGCUACGGGGAUCCACCGCAUCAGCACUUCAGCCCCGAGGACGUGGGGAGAUUUCCAAAAUGUGCCGAGCUCGACGGAGUUCCUCUUGGCACUAAGUUUCCUUCGAAUCAGAGAUAUGAGCUUCCAUGA